AUGAGAAGCGACCCAAAAAAGAUCGACAUUACGGGCGGACAAGUAGGUGGCAAUGGGGUGCAAAUCAAUGCCUAUGUACGAGGCGAUUUACAGGUACCGAGCAUUUCCACCUCAAAAGACGCCGAGAAGGAAAAGGCCGCCGCAUGUCGCGACGCGCUGUAUCUCACUGAUCCUGACAUCGACCGCGAGAGUGUGAUUAACGCGAAAGGAACGAGAGUCGCGGGUACAUGCGAGUGGAUCACGCAGAACGAGACCUAUCGCGCCUGGCUCAAGAGCGAUAGCGACAGAAGCAAUGAUGCAGAUUACAAUGGCGAUACGCGCCUGCUUUGGAUCUCUGGCGGGCCUGGCAAGGGCAAAACGAUGAUGUCUGUCUUUCUGACGGAGCAAUUAAAGGAACAUACUGCGCGCAUGGAAAACACAGACCUCGUGUUCUUUUUCUGCAGCGCUGAAGAUAAGAGGCGCAACACAGCCGCAGGAGUACUGCGUGGGCUAGUACACCAGAUCAUUGUUAAGCGCCCAUUAUUAGUCAAGUAUGCGCUGCCGUACUUUGAGCCACCAGAGAGGAUACAGGAGACGCUGUUGUCUUUUGAGACACUCUGGAUUAUCUUCAGCAAUAUCAUCACUAACAUCGAAAUCGGGACUAUAUUCUGCGUGCUUGAUGGACUCGAUGAGUGCGAGAACAGCACGCUGAGACUACUGUUACCUGGACUCGUAGGCCUACUUGCACAUCCAACGCCAUCUUCGACGAAUGGUGUCUUCAAGCUAGCAAUCCUUAGCCGAGACCUGCCUGGCCUGCAAGGCUGCACGGCAAGGGUGAGGAUAGAUCCUGAUAACGAUGAGAGGGUGGCUAGUGAUAUUCAGCGGUUUGUGUCUGCCCGAGUAGAGGAGCUGUCCAGCAUCAAGGGCUUCAACGACAAUUUUCGCAAGUUUGUACACGAUGCUCUUCUCCAACGCACCGAAGGAACAUUUCUAUGGGUAGGCUUCGCAAUUUACGAGCUGUUGCAGAAACAGACAUGUACUGAGAUUUUGGAGACGCUUGAGGAUCUGCCAAGCGGCCUUCCGGCGAUAUACAGUCGUAUGCUGCUGCGAAUCCCAGGAAAACAUAUAAAACUGAGCCGGGCAAUCUUGCAGUGGGUAACUAUGGCCGAUCGCCCUCUACAGCUGAAAGAGCUAGCCGCGGCAGUAGGCAUUCAGGCUAAUUCUCAAAUGACUGUGGAACAUGUAGCACGCGACGCCGUUGAUCUGUGCGGACCUUUACUAAAAACACAGGAGCAGAUUAUCAGCCUCGUCCACCAGUCAGCGAGAGACUACCUGCUCCGCGUAGAGUGCGAUAGUAACCCAGUACUUGAGACAUUUCGAUUCAACUCAGAAAUUGCACACCUAGAGCUAGCACAAAAGUGUCUUGACUGUAUCUCGCAGAGCGACUUGCGAUGCAGAAUGAUUGACCUAAACUUUGAGCUAGAUUCUCAAGUGUCUCCACUCUUGCGAUAUGCAGCGCUCCACUGGCCUAAGCACGCGAAGAGCUGUCACGCACUGGCAGCAACUCUCUUGAACUUGUCCGAAUUUUUCGUCCAAAAAAUAUCUCUUUUGCACGAUCAUUGGUGGAGGCACUAUUCUCAUGAAAUAGGAGAAUACGAAAAUGAGGCCCCACCAUUUCUGCAUAUGGCGUGCUCUCUGGAAAUUAUACCAUGGGUAGAGGCGGAGCUGGCAAAAAAACCCUUGAGACCUUUUCGCUACUUUUCAGUGAACAUGAAGGAUAGAAGUGGAAAAACGGCGCUACAUAGGGCGGUUAAUCAAGGGAAUGAGGUAAUAGUACGGCUACUGUUAGAUAAAGGAGCAGACCUCGAGGCGAAGGACAAGAUUGGGAGGACGGCGCUAGACAGGGCGGUUGAUCUAGGGAAUGAGGUAGUAGUGCGGCUGCUAUUAGACAGAAGAGCGGCCUUUAAGGCGAAGGGCAAGACUGGGAUGAUGGUGCUGCACACUGUAGCCCUGACAGGGUACGAAGCGAUGUUACAGCUACUGACAGAUAAAGGAGCGAACGUCAGCGCGAUAGACAAGGAUGGGUUCACAGUGUUGAACUGAAUAAGCGGAAAUAACCAUGAGGGUAAAGCAGCUGCUAUUAGAUGCAGG
Molecule: messenger RNA, 2130 nt
Organism: Bipolaris maydis ATCC 48331
Lineage: Eukaryota; Fungi; Ascomycota; Dothideomycetes; Pleosporales; Pleosporaceae
Molecular function (GO): protein binding
Source: RefSeq, a predicted model, not a curated record